CUUCGAUACUUUUUCGUCGGGAGCAGUUGGUUGGGCUCUUCGAAUGAGUCGUUAAAUCCCAGAUCUUGUGGCAUGUGUAUGAGCUAGUGCAAGAGACAGAGCGGUGCGUCAAGUAGGAGAGGUAAGAGGGUCCGCGAGCUUAUGAGGUGUAUGGUAACCAUCACGACAGAACAGUUACCUUUCUGUUUCGAGACCGUGAGGUUCUACAAACCCGUGGGUUCUAGUGAAUUUUGGAAGCACUUUUUUAUUGAAAAUGAAGAGAGCCACGCUUCUCCUCCUGUGCACACUGAUAGCCGCGGCUCAUGGAAUAUCUGAGUCGUGGAAACCAAUUAUUCACACCCCCGUGGCAACGAGUAUUCUUCAACAAGAGGCUGUAGUCUUUGCCGGUGGUCAAUCGACUUACAGUCUCGACGAAGCUCCCGUGUCGUCUCAGUUGCUGAGUCAAGAGGAUCAGGAUCGUUGUGCUUUGUACAAAAUUAGCAUGAGUCAACAGCUGUACUUCGAGUAUAUUCACUAUAAAUUUGGAAUGCCAGACCUCAAGGAAUUUACUCUGUGCAUGUGGACGAAAUUCACGAAUCAUACUAAUGAUCAUCCUUUGUUCUCCUAUGCAGUUGGGGACCAGCCACGCGGAAUUUUCGCCUGGAUAGCCAACACCCAGAGGAGUUCCUACUACAUGAUGAACAUAGAUGGACACACUCUUUACCGCCUGAACUAUCCCCUUCGCCUCAACAAAUGGUAUCACUCGUGCCAGAGUUGGAAUGGACGCACUGGUGAAUGGCAAAUUUGGGUCAACGACGAGCGAGUUGGUCGUGGAUUUAACAAUCGGCUCGUGGGACACGUCAUCAAAGGAGGUGGCAUUGCAAUAUCUGGACAAGAACAGAGACAGCUUGGCGGUGGUUUUCUCGAGGGUCCAAAUGCCCCACAAGGUUCUGGCGGUAUGCUCGGUGAAUUGACGAUGGUACAGUUAUAUAACGUUGCCCUGACCGCUGGCAAAGCGCACAAAGACCACAAGCAUCAUCACGCCCACCACUACGAGCACGACACAAGCAAUAACAGACCUUUGUCUACAAGUACUCAAGCGCCAGUUACAGGGCCGCCAUUGCCAAUGCAUCCCUUUCUCACUGGAGGGCAAAUUAAUCAUCAGGUGAAGCUAAAUCCAGGAGUGACUCUCCAGAUAAUUCAGAAUGGAGUGACAAUUCGUCAUCCAUCUGUACCAGCGCCACCAGUGCCAAUGCCUUUCCCUCCCCAGAAUCCCGACGUAAAGCUUCCUCUCUCUCUGCCCACCCCAUUGCCAUCCUACACCCCUAUUUAUGGAAUUUCACAGUUCUUCGGGAAGCGAUACCCAACUUUUUCCUCUUCCACUCCACAACCACUGAAUGAGUUUGGUUUUCUGAAUAGUCAGUAUGAUUUGUUCAGGCGAGACAAGAAUCUGUUCAAGCGUGACAGCACAAAGGAAGAAGACACACCGAAAAGCGUUGAGCAAUUUGAAUCCAAGAAGACGAUUGCCAAAAGACAGACUAGUGAUGAAGAGAAAUCUACGGAGGAGAGACAGCCGACUGCAGCUAAAACCCUUACAAAACGUGGAUUGGUGCAGUUUUCUGAUGGCUCUCUACUGGACGACAGUUACCUCGUAUCUCAAAAUCUCAAUAACGAUUAUUUCACUGGUCUGGCUAGUUUCGGCAAUCAAGCUCAACAACAGCCCAAUAAAAACGAAGAACGCGAACCAGCUGAGGCUGAAGUUAAAAUGGUGAUGGAUGUUUGCGAUGGAUGCACACCAGAUCCCUUUGAGAAAGCACUCGUAAUGGACUGGAGGAGUGUACCUAAGAAAGUUUAUUCUGGAGCACUCUGGAUACCAGCAAUUCCAAUGUGCAAAGCGUUUUAACACUUUAUCGCAUUUUUCAGGGGAUUGAUGCAUUCGGGAAUUUACCGAACAAUUGAGAGAUUCUCUUUGCAGUUAUUUUUUUCGAGUGUCCUGAGUAAUCAGGGCACUUGCCAUCUGGCCAUCUUUUAAGGCUUCUACGUGGUAUUUUUUCUAUUCGUUAUUUAUAAGAAGACUAACUUGCUAAUUCAGCAAAAUUAGACAACUUCUAUGGUCAGACAGUAUUUUUCACUCAGAUUAUGAUGCUGAGACUUUCGCGUGUACAGAAUGCUUAUGACUACUUGUAAGUUUUAUUUAGACGUAUGUUAAUACUGUAAGCUCUUGUACAAAUUAUUGAAGUCAAUAAACGUUUGUAUUUGUAUUUAA
Messenger RNA from Diachasma alloeum, 2245 nucleotides. RefSeq lists its product as uncharacterized. The coding region runs from base 254 to 1882 and encodes 542 amino acids. NCBI's taxonomy places the organism in Eukaryota, Metazoa, Arthropoda, Insecta, Hymenoptera, Braconidae. The record is from RefSeq and is a predicted model, not a curated record. The transcript is spliced from 8 exons.